Molecule: messenger RNA, 1656 nt
Organism: Nannochloropsis gaditana CCMP526
Product: epsilon tubulin
Exons: 1
Coding region: 1-1656 (551 amino acids)
Biological process (GO): mitotic cell cycle; microtubule cytoskeleton organization
Cellular component (GO): cytoplasm; microtubule
Molecular function (GO): GTP binding; structural constituent of cytoskeleton
Source: RefSeq, a predicted model, not a curated record
AUGCCUCGGGAAGUCAUCACGCUGCAAGUGGGCCAGGCAGGGAACCAGAUAGGUCGACGCUUUUGGGAGCAGGCCCUUGAAGAACAUUGCCAACCCGACGAGGACGAUGACCACGGUGAAUUGAAAUUUACGGACAGCAUGUCUUCAUUUUUUCAUCUUCACGACAACGAUGAUUUGAUAUGUGGGACUGCUAGGAAAGUCCGGGAUCGUAUUGUCAAACCUGGCGCUCUAAAAGCGCGGGCCGUAUUAGUAGACAUGGAGGAGGGCCCGGUCACGGAGACCCUUCGAGGACCUUUACGAGGACUUUUUGACAGCCAUCAAUCAUUAACAGACGUCUCAGGGGCGGGAAAUAAUUUUGCACACGGCCAUCACUGUUAUGGACCGCAAUAUGGGGAGAGUGUUUUGGAAGCUGUUCGUCAGGCGGCAGAGCUGUGCGACUCACUGCAAUCCUUUUUCCUGAUGCAUUCUUUGGGAGGAGGAACUGGCUCUGGCCUCGGCACAUACAUACUGACAUUGUUGGAAGACGACUUUCCGCAAGUCCACCGUUUCGUAACGGCUAUUUUUCCUUCGGAGGAUGACGACGUGGUCACCUCGCCCUAUAACAGCGUCUUGGCUCUGCAGCAACUAACGGCGCACGCGGACUGUGUUCUCCCCGUGGAAAAUCAGUCCUUGAUGACCUUGGCCGCCCCCUUUCCAUGGGUGACCAGAUCCGGCAGCACGGUCGCGGGGUUUCACCGGCCGUCGACCAUGGAUCGGCUACUCGCGCCUCCCUGCCCUCCGGUGGGAUUGCCCAAGGAAGGAAAAAUGCGGCCUCUGCCGCGGCCCACACCAACGGCCGCACCGGCUCCAGCUGCAGCCGCUCUGCGGGGGGCAGCCGGUGGAUUGGAGCAGGCAGCCGAGCGGCCAGCGUGUGGUUUCGAUGGCAUGAACGAUUUGGUGGCCAGGCUGCUACUGGACCUGACGGCCUCCAUGCGGUUCGGCGGCGAGUUGAACGUGGAUCUCAACGAGAUCACCACCAACCUCGUCCCCUACCCUCGGCUGCACUAUCUCAUGUCCAGCCUGAGCCUGUCUUCGUCGACCGGUACUUCCCGCAACAAUGCUCAGGAAUGGGAACCGCUGGGCAGUGCUCAAGCCGCAGCCUCUCUCCAUUUGCGUCAAAUCUGCUCGAAAGUCUUCGCCCGGGAGAAUCAGCUCUUGCGUGCCGAUCCACGGCAAGGGUCCGUCCUGGCGUGCGCCCUUCUCUUUCGGGGACAGGAGCUCUCCCUUGCAGACGUGACAGAAAACGUCAAAAAACUGCAGCGGGAAAUGAACAUGGCGUCGUGGAACAAGGACGGAUUUAAAAUCGGCCUCUGUCAAGCUACGGGCUCUUCCUCCUCCCCAACGUCCUCUGGGCCUCCCCCUCCACCUUCCUUGCUUUCUCUGACGAACAACAGCUGCGUGACUAGCACGUUCUUGCGUCUGCUCGGGCGGUUUCAGAAGCUUUACCGACGCCGGGCGAUGGUGCAUCACUACGCCGAAUAUAUGGACGUUACCCUUCUGGAGGAGGCGAGGGAGGACUUGCGCGGGCUGAUCGAGGAGUACCACGGGGUUGGAGCGAGAGGAAAAGCGGUAGGGAGGAGGGUGACAGGCUGUGGGGCGGGCUCGCUUGUUGCUUGA